Messenger RNA from Sinocyclocheilus grahami, 10268 nucleotides. Its product is annotated as fibrillin-2-like. NCBI's taxonomy places the organism in Eukaryota, Metazoa, Chordata, Actinopteri, Cypriniformes, Cyprinidae. Bases 212 to 8182 code for a protein of 2656 amino acids. The record is from RefSeq and is a predicted model, not a curated record. The transcript has 61 exons. Gene Ontology annotation, molecular function: calcium ion binding.
AAGGGCUACAGUGCAGUUUUCCAUUCAGGGGAACAUAUCCCGUGACAAUAGCGGACUCCUCCAGGCACUCCAAGACAUCUGAGCCUUCAGCCGGGAGUGCUCUUGGACCACAAGCUUGAAGUUUGCGUCUGAAGAGCUCAUUGGAAAGGAAAAGUUUUAUUGUGGGUGAGGCACGUUUAACGGCGCUUCAGGAGUCGCACAGCAGGGGCCAAUGGGAGUGUGGAAGCUGGCCAAGGUGGUGCUCGGAUGGGCUGCGAUCUGGUGGGCCGCGGUCCAUUCAGCGCAGGCGCAAGGAGAUGGAGACAUCCAGUCCAGUCGAUUCACUGGAAAACCUGAGGGGGAGGUGCAACAGAGGGUCCGUCGGAGAGGCCAGGAGUCCCUCAGGGGGCCCAACGUAUGUGGUUCCCGCUUCCACUCCUAUUGUUGUCCAGGAUGGAAAACUCUUCCCGCAGGAAACCAGUGUAUAGUUCCGAUCUGUAGGAACUCGUGUGGGGAUGGCUUUUGCUCGAGGCCUAAUAUGUGUACCUGCUCAAGUGGUCAUCUUGCCCCUAGCUGUGGUGCGGCCGCAGUCCAGUCCUGCAGCGUCAGAUGCAUGAAUGGAGGGGUCUGUAAUGAAGAUGCCUGCUCUUGUCAGAAGGGCUACAUAGGAACGCACUGUGGACAGCCUGUGUGUGAGACUGGAUGUCAAAAUGGCGGCCGUUGUAUUGGACCCAACAAAUGUGCCUGUGUCUACGGUUUUACUGGCCCGCAGUGUGAGAGAGACUACCGGACCGGGCCAUGCUUCACACAAGUCAACAACCAGAUGUGCCAAGGUCAGUUGAGCGGCAUUGUGUGUACCAAGACAUUGUGUUGUGCAACCAUCGGGCGAGCAUGGGGUCACCCAUGUGAGAUGUGCCCUGCCCAACCCCACCCUUGCCGAAGAGGUUUCAUACCCAACAUCCGCACUGGUGCUUGCCAAGAUGUGGACGAGUGUCAGGCCGUCCCAGGACUAUGCGCUGGAGGAAACUGCAUUAACACCGUGGGCUCCUAUGAGUGUAAAUGUCCCGCGGGUCACCGGCAAAGUGAGACCAACCAGAAGUGCGAAGAUAUCGACGAAUGCGCAACCAUAUCCGGAGUGUGCGAUGGUGGGGAAUGUACCAACACCGCCGGCAGCUACGUGUGCACCUGUCCGCGGGGGUACGUCACCAGUGCAGACGGCUCCAGAUGUGUCGAUCAUCGGGUCGGUGCGUGUUUCUCGUCUUUAGCGAACGGCCGCUGUGCGAGCGAACUGUCCGGUCAGUACACCAAGAUGCAGUGCUGUUGCGACACGGGCCGCUGCUGGGCCCUCGGACACAUCCCAGAGAUGUGCCCCGUCAAAGGAUCCGAUGAAUACAGGCGACUGUGCAUCCAGAGGUUACCGUUUGCCACCGGUAACGGCGGCAUCAUCCACGACGGCAACGGCGGUCUGAACAUCGGCGGCUACGGCAAAGGUCCCUCGCACAACGGAAACGGCGGCGGCUACAUUUACGGCGGCGAUCACACCAUCGUAAAUGGCAAUGGCGGCAACGGCGGCCAGAAGAUUCAGAUCAGCCUGCUGAACGAGACGGCGAUCGACGUGUGCAAGCAUUUUACCAACCUGUGCCUGAACGGCCGCUGCGUUCCCACGCCGACCAGCUACCGCUGCGAAUGCAACAUGGGAUACAGGCAGGACGUGCGCGGGGAGUGCAUCGAUGUGGACGAAUGCAUCAGUAACCCCUGUGUGAAUGGAGACUGUGUCAACACACAAGGAUCGUAUCACUGUAAAUGUCACGAGGGAUACCAGGGAACUCCCACCAAACAGGCCUGCAUUGACAUUGACGAGUGUAUCGUGAACGGCGUUAUGUGCCGUAACGGACGCUGCGUGAACACAGAUGGAAGUUUCCAGUGCAUCUGUAAUGCUGGCUUUGAAAUCAGUCCUGAUGGGAAGAACUGCGUCGAUCAUGAUGAAUGUGCCACCACCAACAUGUGCCUCAACGGCAUGUGCAUAAACGAAGACGGCAGCUUCAAGUGUAUCUGCAAACCUGGAUUUGCUUUGGCGCCCAACGGACGCUACUGCACUGACAUAGACGAAUGCCAGACCUCGGGCAUCUGUAUGAAUGGUCGCUGCGUGAACACAGAAGGCUCUUUCCGCUGCGAGUGCCCGCCAGGGCUGGCCAUCGACGUGGAUGGCCGCGUCUGCGUGGACACCCACAUGCGCACCACCUGCUACGGCGCAAUAAAGAUGGGCACGUGUUCGCGUCCAUUCCCCGGGGCGGUGACCAAGUCGGAAUGCUGCUGCGCCAACCCAGAACACGGCUUCGGAGAACCCUGCCAACCCUGCCCGGCGUUCAACUCCGCCGAGUUUCAGGCGGUGUGCAGCAGCGGACCUGGAAUCACUGCAGAUGGACGAGACAUCAACGAAUGCGCUUUGGAUCCAGACAUCUGUCAAAACGGGAUCUGCGAGAACUUGCGCGGGAGCUACCGUUGCAUCUGUAACAUCGGCUACGAGUCCGACACUAGCGGCAAGAAUUGCGUGGACAUUAACGAGUGUUUGGUGAAUCGGUUGUUGUGCGACAAUGGCAUGUGUAGAAACACGCCUGGGAGUUACACUUGCUCUUGCCCCAAAGGAUUCUCUUUCAAAGCUGACUCUGAGACUUGCGAAGACAUCAACGAAUGCGACCCCAACCCUUGCAUCAACGGCAUGUGCCGCAACGUAGCCGGUUCUUUCAACUGCGAAUGUUCCCACGGCAGCAAGCUGGACUCCACCAGCACCAUCUGCGUAGACAGCAUGAAAGGAACCUGCUGGCUAAACAUCCAGGACAACCGCUGUGAGGUGAAUAUAAACGGGGCCACGCUGAAGUCCGAAUGCUGCUCUACGCUGGGGGCGGCCUGGGGAAGCCCAUGUGAACACUGCGAAAAUGAUCCAGCCUGUUCGAAAGGUUUUGCGCGCAUGAAGGGACUUGUGUGUGAAGAUAUUAACGAGUGUGAGGUAUUUCCCGGCGUGUGCACAAACGGACGCUGUGUGAACACGCAAGGCUCGUUCCGAUGCGAGUGUCCGGAGGGACUUACGCUGGAUGGAGCCGGACGAACAUGUGUUGAUCUCAGAAGCGAGCAGUGUUAUAUGAAAUGGGACGAGGACGAGUGCGUGGAGCCAUUACCGGGCCGGUAUCGUGCGGAUAUGUGCUGCUGUACAGUGGGAGCGGCAUGGGGCGUGGACUGUGAGGCCUGUCCCAAACCAAACACGCCCGAAUUCAAAACCAUCUGCCCGCGGGGACCCGGAAUCGCCAACCGAGGAGACAUCCUGACAGGACGACCUUUCUACAAAGAUGUGAAUGAAUGUAAGGUCUUCAAAGGCCUGUGCACUCACGGGACGUGCCGAAACACCAUCGGGAGCUUCAAAUGCCGCUGUGACAGCGGUUUCGCCCUCACCAUGGAGGAGAGGAACUGCAUAGAUAUCGACGAGUGCACCAUCUCUCCGGACCUGUGCGGACACGGCGUCUGCGUCAACACGCCCGGCAGCUUCGAGUGCGAGUGUUUCGAGGGCUACGAGAGCGGCUUCAUGAUGAUGAAGAACUGCAUGGACAUCGAUGAAUGCGAGAGGGAGCCCCUGCUGUGCCGCGGCGGCACGUGUCUGAACACAGAGGGCAGUUAUGAGUGUGACUGUCCUCCGGGACACCAGCUGAGUCCAGAAGCUUCGGCCUGUGAAGAUGUGAACGAGUGUCAGCUCAGUGAUAACCUGUGUAGGAACGGUCAGUGUGUGAACAUGGUGGGCACCUAUCAGUGCUCCUGUGACAUGGGAUACCAGGUGACGCCCGACAGACAGGGCUGCGUGGAUAUCGACGAGUGCACCAUCAUGAACGGCGGCUGCGAUACUCACUGUACGAACUCUGAGGGCAGUUACGAAUGCAGCUGCAGCGAGGGUUACGCGCUCAUGCCCGACCUCAGGACCUGCGCCGACAUCGACGAGUGUGAAGACACGCCGGACAUCUGCGACGGCGGUCAGUGUACGAACAUCCCCGGAGAAUAUCGCUGCCUCUGCUAUGACGGCUUCAUGGCCUCUAUAGACAUGCGCACCUGCAUCGAUGUCAACGAAUGUGAUCUGAAUCCCAACAUCUGUCUGCACGGCGACUGUGAAAACACGAAAGGCUCCUUCAUCUGCCACUGUCAGCUGGGAUACUUCGUCAAGAAGGGCUCCACCGGAUGCACAGACGUCGAUGAGUGUGAGAUCGGCGCUCAUAACUGCGACAUGCACGCCGCCUGCGUCAACGUCCCGGGGAGCUUCAAGUGCCGCUGCCGCAACGGCUGGGAGGGCGACGGGAUCAAGUGCGUCGAUGUGGAUGAGUGCGUGACUGAAGAACACAACUGUAACCCGAAGGCUGAGUGCAUGAACACGCCGGGAUCGUACCGCUGCUCCUGUAAAGAGGGAUUCAACGGCGACGGAUUCACCUGCUCCGACAUGGACGAGUGUGCGGAUAACGUGAAUCUGUGUGAGAACGGCCAGUGUCUGAACGCACCGGGAGGAUAUCGCUGCGAGUGUGAGAUGGGCUUCACCCCGACUGAAGACAGCCAGGCCUGCCAGGACAUCGACGAGUGUAACUUCCAGAACAUCUGUGUGUUCGGAUCGUGUCAGAACCUGCCGGGAAUGUUUCGCUGUGUGUGUGACUACGGAUACGAGCUGGACCGCAGCGGAGGAAACUGCACAGAUAUAAACGAGUGUUUCGAUCCGGUGAACUGCAUCAACGGCGUGUGUGUGAAUCUGCCCGGCAGCUACCUGUGCAACUGCCCGCCAGACUUCGAGCUCAACCCGUCGGGCGUGGGCUGUGUCGACACUCGUGUGGGGAACUGCUUCCUGGACACUCUGGACCGCGGUGACGGAGGCAUCUCCUGCAGCGCUGAGAUCGGGGUGGGAGUGACCCGCGCCUCCUGCUGCUGCUCGCUGGGGGGAGCCUGGGGAAACCCCUGCGAACUCUGCCCUCCCAUCAACUCCACCGAGUACAAAACCCUGUGUCCCGGAGGAGAGGGCUUCCGGCCCAAUCCCAUCACCGUGAUCCUGGAGGACAUCGACGAGUGCCAGGAGCUGCCGGGUCUGUGUCAGGGGGGAAACUGCGUCAACACCUUCGGCAGCUUCCAGUGCGAGUGUCCCGCCGGAUACUACCUCAACCAGGAGACGCGCAUCUGCGAAGAUAUUGAUGAAUGCACGGCGCACAGGAUGCUUCGUCUGGCUGAUCUUGUGGCUGAUUUUCACGAGCCCUACCGUAACGAGUGUCAGGAGAUCCCGAACGUCUGCAGUCACGGCGAGUGCAUCGACACUCAGGGCAGCUUCCGCUGUCUGUGCCACAACGGCUUCAAGACCACGCCGGACCAGACCAUGUGCAUGGAUAUCGACGAGUGCAGCGUUCACGCCAGUCAGGUGUGCAGGAACGGCCAGUGCAUCAACAGCAUGGGCUCCUUCAGGUGUCUGUGUCUGGAUGGCUAUAACCUGACGCCGGACGGCAAGAACUGCGUCGAUAUUAACGAGUGCGUGACGCUGCCGGGAGCCUGUCAGCCGGGGACCUGUCAGAACCUGGACGGCUCGUUCCGCUGCAUCUGUCCGCUCGGAUACGAGGUGCAGAACGACAAGUGUGUGGAUAUCAACGAGUGCAGCGUGGAGCCCAGCAUCUGUCAGUUCGGCUCGUGUAAAAACACUGCGGGCAGCUUCCAGUGCAUCUGUCAGCCUGGCUUCGUUCUGUCCGACAACGGCCGCAGCUGCUUCGACACGCGCGAGAGCUUCUGCUUCACGCGGUUUGAAGCGGGCAAAUGCUCCGUCCCCAAACCGCUCAACACCACCAAAGCCAAGUGCUGCUGCAGCCUGCUGCCGGGCGAGGGAUGGGGCGACCCCUGCGAGCUGUGUCCACGAGAGGCCGAGGCUGCGUUUCUCACGUUGUGUCCCUACGGUCACGAGGCCGUCCCGAGACCCGAAGGACGAGAGGACAUGAACGAGUGCGUGGAGAACCCGGGCAUCUGCAGAAACGGCCUGUGCAUCAACACGGACGGCUCGUUCCGCUGCGAGUGUCCCUUCGGAUACAACCUCGACUUCACCGGCGUCAACUGCGUGGAUACGGACGAGUGCUCGAUCGGAAACCCCUGUGGAAACGGGACGUGCUCAAACGUUCCUGGUGGCUUUGAAUGUUCCUGUCAGGACGGCUUCGAACCCGGACCCAUGAUGACCUGUGAAGACAUCAACGAGUGUUCGGUGAACCUGCUGCUCUGUGCUUUCCGCUGCGUCAACACCUUCGGCUCGUACGAGUGCAUGUGUCCGACGGGAUACGUGCUGCGCGACGACAACCGGAUGUGCCGAGACCAGGACGAGUGUGCUGAAGGGCUGGACGACUGCGCCUCCAGAGGAAUGGCCUGCAAAAACCAGAUCGGCACCUUCAUGUGCAUCUGUCCUCCCGGCAUGACACGCCGCCCCGACGGAGAUGGAUGCAUGGACCUGAACGAGUGCCGCAGCAAGCCGGGAAUCUGCAAGAACGGCCGCUGUGUCAACACGGUGGGAAGCUACCGCUGCGAAUGUAACGAGGGUUUCGAGUCGAGCUCCACAGGCACCGAGUGCAUCGAUAACAGGAAGGGCUUCUGUUUCACGGAGGUCCUGCAGACGAUGUGCCAGAAGUCGUCCACUAACCGAAACACCGUCACUAAGUCGGAGUGCUGCUGUAACGGCGGCCGCGGCUGGGGCUCGCUGUGUGAACUCUGUCCUCUGCCCGGAACCAUCCAGUACAAGAAGAUGUGUCCGCUCGGACCCGGAUACACCACUGACGGCAGAGACAUCAACGAGUGUGAGGUGAUGCCUAACCUGUGUAAGAACGGGCAGUGCAUCAAUAGCGUCGGCUCCUUCCGCUGCCAUUGCAACGUGGGUUACACCGAUGACUUCACUGGCACUUCCUGUGUUGAUAUGGACGAGUGCUCUCAGUCGCCCAAACCAUGUAACUUCCUGUGCAAAAACACUGAAGGCAGUUACCUGUGCUCGUGUCCCAGAGGAUACAUCCUACAGCCUGAUGGGAAGGCCUGCAAAGACUUGGACGAGUGCUCAACCAAGCAACACAACUGUCAGUUCCUGUGCGUCAACACGAUCGGUGGCUUCACCUGUAAAUGCCCCUCAGGCUUCACGCAGCACCAGACGGCAUGCAUAGACAACAACGAAUGCAGCAAUCAGCCAAAUGUAUGCGGCUCGCGCGCCUCCUGCCUCAACACCCCCGGCAGCUUCAACUGUGAGUGUCAGAAGGGCUUCUCUCUGGACACCACGGGAAUCAGCUGCGACGACGUCGAUGAAUGUGGUGGAAACCACCGGUGCCAGCACGGCUGCCAGAACAUGCUGGGAGGAUAUCGCUGUGGAUGCCCGCAAGGUUAUGUUCAGCACUACCAGUGGAACCAGUGUGUGGAUGAGAACGAAUGCGCCGGAAAUCAAGCCUGUGGGUCUGCGUCUUGCUAUAACACUCUGGGCAGCUAUAAAUGCAUGUGCCCGUCAGGUUUCGACUUUGAGCUCUCUGCUGGCGGCUGCCAGGAUGUUAAUGAAUGUGCCUUGAACAAUAACCCCUGCAGCUAUGGCUGCUCCAACACAGAUGGCGGCUACUUGUGCGGAUGUCCUGGAGGCUUCUACCGAGCAGGACAAGGGCACUGCAUCACAGGAGUGGGCUUCCAGGGUCAGUUUGGCUCGGAGGGAGUGGAUGACGAAGAGUCACUGUCACCGGAGGCCUGCUAUGAAUGCAAGAUCAAUGGUGACCUUGGAAAGAAAGGCCGCCAUAGGCGUAAUGCUGGCGAUAAUGAGCUCAAGGAGAUGGUGAGUAUGGCCAGCAUGGAUGUUCAGACCUCCAUCCCAAUGAACCUUAGUCUGGCGCAGCUGCAAAACAAGGAACCCCUACUUGAGUUGCUUCCAGCUCUGGAGCCGCUUGAGCACCACGUGCGCUACGUCAUAACGCACGGAAACCAGGGUGAACACUUCCGCAUCCUGGAGCGUCGUGACGGGAAGAGUGUUCUGCGGCUGGGCCGAAAGCCGCCCCCUCCAGGUUUGUUCCGCCUGGAGAUCGCCAGCUUGCGUAUGUUCGGUCCACGCAAACUUCAGCAAAUAGAGGACCAGCACGACAGCGACUACUUGCUGGGCGAGAUCGGCGACGCACUGCGCAUCAAGCUGCACAUCCACCUGCACUGAGACUGACCCUUGACCAUGCGCCCUUCACUGCAGGGCGUUGGCUCUGAGAGACUGUGUCCAUGUAUCGCCAUGUUUUGUUUGUUCUUAUUUGCCGUCCUUUCAUGUUUUCAUGUCAGCCCCUACCGAUUUCUCCAGGUUGGGUGGAAUAUGUACAUAUACCACCUUAAAUUAGCAGGAGUGCGUUAGCACUAGCAUUAGCACCCAAUCAGGCAAUCAGACAUAUUAGUCGUAAGGACGAUUUAAUUUUAAUACGGCUUUUACAGUUGUAAACUGUCAAAAUUAUCAUGAAAUGACAUUUCAGUCUUUAGUGCACAUAAAAACGAUGCAUUAUAGAUGAAGAAAAAUAUAAUGACCAUUCACUCACCUCGAUGUCUCAGUGUAAACUGGGGUCAACAUUUAUUCCAGUCAGUAUUUAGAGUUAUGUCAAGUAUUGUACUAUUUUUGAAGAAAAUAAGAAAAAAAAAAAGGUGACACAAAGGACUGCAACAAUUUUUCAGGUUUAAACAGUCGAGGGUUCAAACAGCUUAAGGUUUUCGACUGAAAUAUGUCUUUUUUUACAUACGAUUUUUGGGAUUUUCUGGAGUGUUUGCAUGAGCUGCCACAUCGCUUUACCUCAUUUUACACACAUAGACAAGAACACACACAUAUAUGAUCAUCAUAUAUGAUGCAGUUAAGACAGGAGUGGUGCUAAAUGCUCAAUUUGCACUGGGCCUCCUCUGUGUAUUUAAUCAGGGAAAUUUCAUUCCAAAAAUGGCAACAACUGUCCAAAGGGUUUUUGAAUAUGCAUGUGAUGUUGCACAAACUUGGCAUUCACAUUUGAACCAUUUUCUUCUCCAUACUUGUGUGCUCUUGUUGGUGUAUUUGAAAAAGACGCGCUUUGCAAACAGAGCACAUACAAUUGGAGAACUGGAAGCCUGCUGGGUAAACCAACCAGAGGCCAUUUUUGAUUGCAGCUGGAGACGUGCAGUCUCAAUGGUACAUAAGGAUUGUUUGGCAAGCCGUCCUCCAAAACACUCCAGAUAUGGACAUGCAAACACACAUUUUCAACUUUCAAGUGUGGGAACAUUGACAAACCAACCCUCGUUUCUUAGUUUCUCAGUAAUCUUGAGCAAACAAGGUGCUAAGAUUCCAAUUUACGCUGUUCUACGAACUGAUUUGUGGAUCGCAAACGUGACAUUUUCAAAGGUCUUUUGUGUUUUUAUUUUGUGUGUGAUUGUCUUUUGUACUGUCUCAAUGCUGAAAAAUCAAUACUAUCAAAGCUUGUUAAAAAUUUUUAUUGUAUAUUUUAAAGUGAAAUGUAGAUUUUGUUUGUAUUUCUUCUUUUGUAUUCUUGAGCGUCCAGACUGCCAAACCAAAUAUUUACUUGUAAACAUUAGAUAAAUAGCCUUUAAGAACGGUUGACUUUGUUUUUCCUCUUAAUACGGACAAUUAAUGAUCACAGCAUCCUUUAUUUACUGUCACGGAGCACUAUGUGACAGACGUCACUGUUUACAUGAGCUUGUCCAUCGAUCAUCAUAAUACUGUAGAUUAUUUGCCAUGACCAGCAACAUUGGACUGUUUUCAAAGGCUGUAAACAAAGUAAUUUUGGUGCUAGAAUGACAAAACUGUUUCUUGAACAUCACAGUAACUGCACUGUACGACAGCCUGAGCUAUAUUUAUGCAUAACCAUUUGUCUAACAUUGGAACUUUGUAUACUUUCAUAACUUUUGUUUUUGUUGAUGCCACUACAUGUAAAAGAGCGAAUGUGCGUGACUGUACUGUAUGUCAAAAAUCAGCAGCAAACUUGAAAUAGUCAUCAAGCUAGUGUUGAGUUAUGAACUUCAGACCAAAGAAAGUGGACCAGGUCGCUCAGGAUGAUGCCGAUUCCCAUAAAUCUCUGGGGUGCAUUGAUUCCGGCGAACUAUGAAUUUUUUUUAGCCAUAAAGAUCCAUGACGGAGAAACCUGAGCACCCUGUACAUGACUAAUGAGUAAUUCCAAAUGCAUUGUUUUUAUACCAUUUUCGAUCCAUCUGUCAGAUCCAAGUGAUCCGCACAAUGUUUGUGAACAUCUGUAUGAAACAACGAAUGGCAAUAAAACAACAUUGGU